GGUAAAAAAGUUCUAAUUUGGCAAGCCAUAUGUGAAUGCGGGCAUAAAUCCACGCCAUUCUUCACUAUGGGAACCAUCAACACUGAAAUUUACGUGAAAGAGUGUCUUCAAAAACGUCUUCUGCCCUUCCUACGUCAUCAUAAUGGCCAAAUUAUGUUUUGGCCGGAUUUGGCUCCAGCACAUUACGCUAAUAUCACCCAAAAGUGGUUCGAAGAUAACAAUGUGCAUUACGUGAGGAAAGACUUGAAUCCACCUAAUGUGCCUGAGUUGCGACCAAUUGAGCGAUAUUGGGCUCUGAUGAAAGCCAAACUUUUAAAAAUGGGGAAACCAACAAAAACUAUUUCAGAAAUAAAAAGAAUGUGGCGGACAGCAUCGCUAAAAGUCUCUCCAGAAAAGUUCGGGCGUAUGGACAGCAACGAAUAAAUUGACACAAUUUCUUUUCGUAUUAUCACUAUAAACAUGU
Molecule: messenger RNA, 463 nt
Organism: Rhagoletis zephyria (snowberry fruit fly)
Lineage: Eukaryota; Metazoa; Arthropoda; Insecta; Diptera; Tephritidae
Molecular function (GO): nucleic acid binding
Source: RefSeq, a predicted model, not a curated record